GUCCUCGCCUGGACCAGCCCCUCCUGGAAGUUUGUGGCCCACUUCUCCCGGCUCUAGUCCCUCCUCGCCCGGGGCCCGCGGCCGCCCCAGGGGCCUGGGAGGCAGCCCUCCAUACCUCUGACAGCAUCAGCCUCUGCCGGAAUUAGCCUCGUAGCUCAAGCCUCGGAACUCAGCCCCAGCCCUAGAGGAGCCUCGAGCCGCCCGGGCUCCAGCCCUGGACCCAGCAUGGCCAAGGACUUUCAAGACAUCCAGCAGCUGGACUCCGAGGGAAACGACCACCAGCCGGGCCGAGGGCAGGGGCCGGGCCUCCAUGGACACAGCCCCAGGAGAGAACACCCGUUCUGGGCAGGGACCCCUCCUCGCCAGCGCCUGGUGCUGCAGGGUCUGUGUUCCAGGCUCCGCCUCAGUCUGCUCGUCUUGGGCCUCAACGUCCUGCUGCUGGUGGCCGUCUGCGUGAUUGGGUCCCAAAGCGCCCGGCUGCAGGCGGAGCUGCGGAUCCUGAAGGAGAACUUCAGCCACUUCUCCUCCGGCGUCUUCGCCGAGCUCGGCGCUCUGGGCGCGCACGGGGGCAGUGCCAGUGACCUGCUCACCUCCCUGGAGGCCAAGCUGGAGAAACAGCAGAGGGACCUGAAGGCAGAUCACGCCACCUUGCUCCUUCAUCUGAAGCACUUCCCCGUGGAUCUGCGCAUCCUCACGUGUCAGAUGACCUACUUCCAGAGUAACGGCACAGAGUGCUGCCCCGUCAACUGGCUGGAGUUCCAGGGCAGCUGCUACUGGUUCUCGCGCUCUGGGAAGACCUGGCCGGAGGCGGAGAAGCACUGCCGGCUGGAGAACGCGCACCUGGUGGUCAUCACCUCCCGGGAGGAGCAGAAGUUCAUCUCGCAGCACACAAACCCCUUCGAUGCCUGGAUAGGCCUCACGGACAGCGAUGGUUCCUGGAAAUGGGUGGACGGCAGCGACUACCAGCAUGGCUACAAGAACUGGGCCGCCACUCAGCCAGAUGACUGGCAGGGCCACGAGGUGGGAGGAGGCGAAGACUGCGCGGAAGUCCGCUCCAAUGGCCGCUGGAACGACAAUUUCUGCCAGCAGGAGCUGCGGCCCCACUGGCUGGAGGCUCGUGGAAAGUACUCGCUAAGGGGAGAGAGGUCCGGAAGCCGCUGUGCCCUGUGUCCAGUGUGACUGCCUCCUCUCUGGACCCUAGACAUUUGCCCAGCACGGGGUGUCACCGGCCACUCCAUGGUGGCUGAGCCCCACCCUUCCCAGAUCAUUCUGAAGGCGAUAAUAAGAGGGCCUUUAAACAACUAGAUCUGUUGUUUUAUUUUUACUAUGAUAAUAUAUACUACUAGUACAAAGUGUCUCUCUCUCUCUCACCGCACACGCGCACACACAGGGAUGCCCCUCACUCCCCCUACCCCCUACCUCUCCCAGAGUGAACUACUUCAUGCCCAGAGGAUUAGUCAGGGCUCUCCACAGGGCCCGUCGGAUGUGCACGUGUGUGUAUGCAGCACUUAUUAAAAAGAUUGUUAUAAGGCA
Messenger RNA from Suricata suricatta (meerkat), 1533 nucleotides. It is a transcript of the gene ASGR2, whose product is annotated as asialoglycoprotein receptor 2. The record is from RefSeq and is a predicted model, not a curated record. The transcript has 10 exons. NCBI's taxonomy places the organism in Eukaryota, Metazoa, Chordata, Mammalia, Carnivora, Herpestidae. The coding region runs from base 226 to 1179 and encodes 317 amino acids. Gene Ontology annotation, molecular function: signaling receptor activity.